Messenger RNA from Oryzias melastigma (Indian medaka), 7891 nucleotides. RefSeq names its product WD repeat domain 81 (gene wdr81). Gene Ontology annotation, cellular component: mitochondrion. The record is from RefSeq and is a predicted model, not a curated record. Gene Ontology annotation, biological process: aggrephagy. The transcript is spliced from 12 exons. Bases 480 to 6632 code for a protein of 2050 amino acids. Lineage: Eukaryota; Metazoa; Chordata; Actinopteri; Beloniformes; Adrianichthyidae. Gene Ontology annotation, molecular function: protein binding; phosphatidylinositol 3-kinase regulator activity.
AGCAGUGGCUUGUUGGGGCGGCUGGUUUGUUGUGGAGGAAGUGGUCCUGCCCCUGGAAGCAGCUGUAAUCACAUGAGAUGAGGCUGCUGCUGUGUCACGUGAGGCGCCGCUUCUAAAAACAUGGCUCCAACGAGCUCAGAACCAAGCAGAACCGGAUGACUGGCUGCGUGUCGUGUGUCUGCAGACAUGCACCGGUGCUGGGUCUCAGCAGGAGGUGGCAGGAGAAACGAUUCGAUCCGGUUUGCUUGCAAAAUGUGAAUGAAAUUCAUCCGGUGUGAAAGAGCGGAGCGACGUUAGCUUAAACGCCAACUAGCUGUCAACCGCUACAAGUGGCGAAAAGCGUCUCGGAGAGGAGGGGAAUUUAAAAGAUUACCUCACCACUGGAUGAUUUUGAUGUUUCUCUCAUGGAAGUUUAAAUCUUCUAGCCGCUAAGACGUGAAAGGAGUGCGGAUCUCCAGUCAGUCAUCCGAAGACUCGCAAUGGAUUGGCUAAUGGAUGCAGUUGAACAAGACAUGGGGAUUGAACGGCGGCAGCAAGGACCAGGUCGCCGCCCCGGAGAACUCGUUGCGCUUGUUUCUAUGCGCUGGGUGAUGAGCUUGAGGGAGAGAAAAGUUGUGCGCUGUUCCCGGUUUGAGAGCAGCAGUGCAGCAGAAAUUUCCACAUACCUCCAGUCUUCGCAGGCCAAGUUGCCGCCUGGCUGGACACGAGUCUUCAUCCAGGGUGUGAGAAAAAGCAAACUUAAUUACAAGCUUGCUAGAGAUGCGUGUCAUCAACAAAUGGAAGUGCCAUCACAGGAUUCUUACUCCAGAACCAUGCAGUGUGUAUCGCAGCAUAACAUCAGGAACCUGUGGCGGGAAGUUCACUACAAGCUUGUGCAGCCAUAUGCGGGAGCCAGCGAGCAGUUGCACAUUUCAGCUGUGCAUGCUGUGCGCCACGCAUUGGAGAAACUUUUCAACUCUACAUUCAUCUCAUCGGACAAAGUGUCGCCAUCUCUUUCUCCAACCAAAGAGAGAGACAACCUCCUGCCAUCAUGUUCAUCUUGCUUUUCCAAGUCCCAGUCAGAGAAUUCCUGCCCUAAUGUACUGCCCGCAGAAGGUCUGCUGGAGACGGCUGAAAUGUUUUAUGUUAUUCUGCCCUACACUCAGUAUUCGCUUCAUGACAUUGUCACCUUCAGUCCCGCCAAGCUUGCUAACAGUCACGCCAAAGUGUUGUUCAUCAUUUACCAAGUACUAACUGCUCUGCAGGCAUGCCAUUCAUCCGGUCUGUCAUGUGGAGAGCUUUCUCUGCAGGACAUUUCUGUAGACGAUCAGCUAUGGUGCCGUCUCAAAGUCAACCUGGCACAUUACGAGGACCUGGGAGCAAAAGUGAAGGUAGACAGCGAUGCUAGUUUGAAUCCACAGCCAAAAAACAUUCUGCUGAAAGAACUUUCACACUUGAGUCAAGGGAACAAGAGACUUUGCCAAGAUUGCUUUGGUGAGCUGAAGACGCUAGUUCUGGACUGGGUGCACGGACGAGUGAGUAACUUCCACUACUUGAUGGAGUUGAACAGGCUUGCUGGACGGCGAGAAGGAGACCCUAACUAUCACCCUGUUCUGCCUUGGGUCGUGGAUUUCACUGUGCCAUUUGGAAAGUUUAGAGACCUCAGGAGGUCAAAGUUCCGACUCAAUAAGGGAGACAAGCAGCUGGACUUUACAUAUGAGAUGACCAAAGAGGCGCUGGCUGCUGCAGGGGGUAAUGGGUUGAGUGGAGGUGGUGUCGGUGGAGACUUCAGUAUCUGUAGUGGUGCAGGAGGUGCCGGGCAGUCUGAACACCUCCAUGUACCUCACCACAUAUCUGAUGUGCUAUCAGACAUCACCUACUAUGUCUACAAAGCCCGACAGACGCCCAAGUCUGUACUAUGCAGCCACGUUAGAUCUCAGUGGGAGCCAAAUGAAUACCCAGCCAGCAUGGAGCGCAUGCAAAGCUGGACCCCUGAUGAGUGCAUUCCAGAAUUCUAUACAGACCCUUCUAUUUUCCAUUCCAUCCACCCAGAUAUGCCAGAUUUGGACGUACCUUCUUGGUGCAAGUCUUACGAAGAGUUUAUCGAGGUCCACCGGCGCCUCUUGGAGAGCAGAGAAGUGUCUCAGCAUUUGCACCAUUGGAUAGACCUCACAUUUGGCUAUAAACUUUCAGGGAAAGAAGCUGUCAAGGCCAAGAAUGUAUGCCUUCACCUGGUGGACAACCACACCAAUCUGACCACCUAUGGUGUGGUUCAACUGUUUGACCAGCCCCACCCACCUCGCUUAUCUCCUUCUCAGUAUGCCCCACCAGAGCCCCCUCUCCUUGGCCUUGCUGCUCUUGAUGUGCCUUCUCUAAACAUCCCUGCAUUAAAUACACUGGGUGAUACAGUGGAUGGAAUGGUGCCAGAGUCCACUGGGUGCGAGUCCAGCGCCUGGACUAUGGCAGAUAGAGACGACGAGCUUGAACAAGGUACAGAGGCUCUAGAUUCUCUGGCAUCCGCCGGGUCAUCCAAUCCAGUGUCUUCCCCCGUACCGCUGCCGUCUGUGAAUCCAGCAGGAGGAAAGGGUAGUGUGGAGCACACGGCCCUAAUCACUCAGUCUCCAGGUUCAUUCAGUGGGGAUUUUACAAGUGGUUUAGGUCCUGGUUUACGAAGUUCAGUGUUACAGAGAGGUUGGUCAACGAGCAAAAAACAAGCAGAAAACGUGACCAAUCUGGAAGAAACAAAAAUAACGCUUCCUGAAGGCUUCAACCCAUUGCAACCUUUGGAAGAGCUGGAGAAGUUAAAUAAUUUUUUGGUGAAAAAUGUUCACACCAAUGUAUGUCAACUUGCAGCAACCGGUGGCUCACUGAGGGAGGGUCUAAUAGCUGAAUCCCGACCCUCUCUUGCACAGCUUUACCAAAGAGAUAUGCAAGCCUUGGGUGUGGCUAUCGCAGAGAUAUUCUAUUCGACUAAACUCAGAAGACUGAAACCAGGAACUCCCCUCAGACAGCGUUUCCAAGCUAUUUUGAGGCUGUGCUCCGCCAGCCUCCGCGAUGUUCCACUGCCCUUGCAGCACGCUCUUGAGACACUUUUGCUGAUUGAAAGGCACUCUAGAGUAGCACAGAGUGAAGAGGAAGACCGCUCAAAUCCACUCCUUUUUAGGUACGACCCCAUCCGUGACGGCCUCCCUCCUCCAAGCCCUCACCAGUUAUUGAACACCUUCACCACUCCUUUUCCCUUUCCCUCCUAUUUUUCUGCUCUUCAUCACUUUAUCUUUUCCUACCAUACCAAGAUGGACACCGUCUGUAGUCUUCAAGGAAGAGAUGUUGUCUUUCAUCUGUGGCAGCAGCUUGAGGCGCUCUUGCGGAGUAACAUCACCGCCGAGGGGCUUGAGAUCCUCUUGCCUUUCAUUCUGGCUCUCAUGCUUGAAGAAUCCACUGCUGUCUAUGCCGCAUGGUACCUUUUUGAGCCGAUCUCUAAAGUCCUGGGUCCUAGAAAUGCCAUCAAGUACUUGGUAAAACCUCUAGUGAACGUCUAUGAAAACCCUCACUGCCUCAGGGGUCGGUUUUAUCUCUACACCGACUGUUUCGUUCUCCAACUGAUUGUGAGGCUCGGUCUGCAGGCUUUUCUUUCCAGCCUCCUUCCGCAUGUGUUCCAGGUCCUCUCUGGCUUUGAAAGCUCUAUCUCUAUAACUGGUGGUGACGCUUCUAAAGGGCUCAGGCGUGGUGUGUGUAAUUUAGGAGAAGAAGAGGAGGACUAUCAGUGUGGCGAGGGGCUGUCACCUGGAAACGUUGGUGGGAGUGCGGCCAGCGGAGGUGUUGGUGUGAUGGGAGACCCCGGACUGGUUGACUACUCCUCUGGCAUUAGUCUCAGUGAGCAGGUGUUUCUGUCAGAGGGAGAAGACUUUCAGAAUGAGUUUUACGAUAACGGUGGAGCCGGAGGGAAACAGCAAAGCCAGAACUCUGCGUCCAAAGAUCAGGACCAGGAGUCUUUGAGCGUCGGGAAGUUAAGCGACAAAAGCAGCACAAGCGAACUGUCUUUGGGGGAUGACUCAAUGCGGGAUCGAGCCAGUCUGAAAUCAGCUGACAGCAGCCAGGAUUUAAAACAUGCUAGCGAGGGAGAGGAAGGAGGAGAAAUAGAGGAAGAAGAGGUGACUAAAAUAAGUAAAUAUGGAGCGGAGGACAUGGCUCAUUCAAACCUUGAGCAGUCAGGGUGUGCUGAAGAAACAGCAGUUGCAUCUGUAGAACGUGAGUUUAUGAAUGGAUUGACUCUGGAAGAGACGGAGAAAGGAAUUGAAGAAGAGCAGGAAGAAGAGGAGGACAAUAAUACAUUAGAGGAGUCUGAGGAGAAAGAGCAGAAGAUUCUUUUAGAUACAGUCUGCAAAACAGUUCGUUGGCUUUCAGCAAAGCUCGGCCCAACAGUGACUUCUCGAUACGUAGCCAGGAAUUUGCUGCGAUUGCUCACAAACUGUUACAUUGGACCCAAAAACCACCAGUUUGUGAUCUGUCCUUCAGAGGAAAGCCACCUGCAGGCUGUGGGGAUGGGUAGUGUGUAUGAGAAGAAACCUGUUGUUGGUGAUCAUACUGCUGGACCAGUUCUAGACUGUCUCAUCUACAUAGCUCAGCUUUACGGAGAGCCUGUGCUCACAUAUCAGUAUCUGCCUUACAUUGGAUAUCUGGUAUCCCCACCAUCCUCGCAGCGUCUCAACACACGUAAAGAAGCAUGUCUCCUUGGAGCUGUGGCCCUUGCACAGAAGAUCAUUGUCUUUCUCUCGGACGCCACUCUCAUGGACAUGCUGAUGAAAAUCAAUCAGGAUGUGCUUCUGCCUCUUUUAGAUCUGCUAACUACACCCAAAAUGGGGUUUCCAAGUGGUGUCCAGACUCGCACUGCACUCUGUCUGAAGACACUCAGCCUGAUGGCUCUCAUCUUCUUGCGCAUUGGGAGGGAGAUGGUGCAGCGACACAUGGCUGACACGUUGCGCCGGUUCUUCGCCGUUUUCUCCUUGCUGCAUUCUCUGCAACCCCAGCUGGAGUGUGCAUCUCACAGACUGGUGGGAGACGUAACAGUAGUUGAUGUCCGUACACCUGAAGGAUCAAAUGUAACCUAUGAGAUGGGUACCUUGGAGGAGUUGCAGACCGUUUUCAACCCAGAGAUGGCACAUGCCUCUUACAUCCCUUUCUACUGCCUGAUAGGUGACACAGCAAUUCGGAAGCUGGUUCCCAAUCAUGAACUCGUCUGGCAGAUGGCUCAGUCCUACCAGCAGAGCGUGACUCUUGGUGGUACACAGAAGAACCUCAUCUCAGCACCCCUCUCUCCUACCUCCAGCUUCGGGAGACACGUGCCUUCUAGCUCAUUCUCUGCUCCGUCAAGUAGCUCCACCUCUGAGGGAGACCUCCUCCCUGAAUCAGGCACAUUUGGAAGUCACCUGGUUGGCAACCGUAUCCAGGUGUCCCACGACAUCGACUACGGCAGCAGCUCUAACCAUGGCUUGGCCGGGUCUUGGGGACGCUCCAACCAAACCGCCUCUGUCAUUUCCAAUGCCUCUACCUUUGCUGCUUCCACUGCGAGUGCGACAUGUUUUUCAUCAUGGUUGACGGGCCCCUCCCCAGAGGACAGCGCCCUGAAGCAGGAGCUCCCUCGAAGUAGCCGCUCACUUCAGGGCAACUGGCUGGCCUACUGGCAGUAUGAGAUUGGUCUCAACCAACAGGAUUCCCAUUUCCACUUUCACCAGAUAAGACUGCAGAGCUUCCUGGGUCACUCAGGCACAGCCAAGUGUUUGGCACCACUGGUGGGUGAAGACUACUUCCUCUCUGGUAGUAAAGACAAAACCGUGAAGCUCUGGCCUCUUUACAACCAUGGGGAUGGGACAAAAGAAGUGGAGCCUAGACUAACAUAUACUGAACAUCGAAAAUCGGUCUACUAUGUUGGACAGCUAGAGGCUUCACAGGAGGUUGUCAGCUGUGAUGGCACUAUUCACCUGUGGGACCAGUAUACAGGAAAACAGAUCUGCUCAUACGAUGCCUUGGAUGGGAAGAAUCCCAUCACGGCUGUCACCACCAUGCCAGCUCCCCACUGCAGUGUGGUUUUUGGCAGUGCAGAUUCGGUUCUACGCUUCAUUGAUCCCCGGAAACCUGGUUUGCAGCAUGAAUUCCGUCUGUUGUACAACAAUGUAAGUGCAGGGCUCAUCCGCUACCUGGCAGUGAGUCCGUCCGGACGCGCGGUAGCUGCAGGUUUCUCGUCUGGCUUUAUUGUGAUGCUGGAUGCCCGUACUGGACUUGUACUGAAGGGCUGGCCUGCACAUGAGGGGGAUAUCCUUCAAAUGAAGGCAGCUGAGGGGAAUCUGGUGAUCAGCUCCUCCACUGACUACACCCUGACGGUGUGGAAGGACCUUGAAAACAAGCCUCUUCGCCAGUACAAGUCUCAGUCCGACCACAUCCACGCCUUCGACCUGUACGGGUCACAGAUUGUAACAGGAACGGUCGCCAAUAAGAUCGGGGUGUACUCGAUGGCCGAUAUAUCCCUGAGUCCCGUGAGCAGCACGAAGCUGAGCUCGGAGAACUUCCGAGGCACUCUGACCAGUUUAGCGGUCCUGCCCACAAAGAGGCUUCUGCUGCUCGGCUCUGAAAACGGUGCCAUUAGGUUGUUAGCUUAAUCUACUAGCGCCCAACUCAACUCAGCUCUUUCCUCUGGCCUCUAUAGUGUCUUAUCCACAGUUAAAAACUGUCGUCCGUCCCUUCUGCACUUGAAGUGGACUGUAGCGAGUCGGCUUUCCUUUCAGAUGUUCCUUUGAAUGAAGCAGCACAUAGAAAUGAUGUAUAAACCCACAAUGUACAGAAACCGGCCAGUUUGGCUGCUCGCACUGACAGUAGAUGCCCCAACAGCUACCCAAGUUUCAUGCACACAGCUUACGAUAUUUGAUAGGAAAUUCCCGUCUUGACUUGGUCUUUAUUAAGUUGACAAAGUCACAAGAAGAAAGUGAAAGACAUGCUCAGGAAGGUCUUUUUUAGUGUUUACACUUUUCCACAUAAGACGUAUAACCAAACCAAAAAAGAAACUCAUCAAGCUCACCCUCCAGCCGCUAUCCCAACAAGUGCAUCAAAUUCACAUGCACUGAGUAAACUAUGCAGUAUUUGUAGCUCGCCUCAUUUUCUGUCAUUUGCUCCAUGUUUUAUUAAACUUGUUUUACAGUAGUUUGUAUAUAUACGAUAUGAAUAAUAAACACACACUUGUUAUAACAGUGUCAUUGUGCCUACUCCGAAGAGUCCAAACAAACGGUAAAAGCUGCACAAGCCUUUAAUCUACUGCACAAGUAACAUUUAGAUUCUCACUCAGACUUUUCAGUGCUGAAUGUUUUUAAUCCAGUAGAAAAAUGACUUGAACUUUCUUUUGUAAAGCACGCUUAAAAAGAGUUCGUUUGAGCCUUGUAGCAACAUUACACAGGGAGCGUAUCACGGCUGGUGCUGCUUUUGCCGGCGAUUUUUCAAUCACAGGACUACAAAAGCUCAUAUAGAACAGUCGAUGCCAAGACGAACAACUUUUGUACUUUAACCUAUAUAUUUCCUUAAAUACAAGUAUGCUUGGAAAAUGUCUACUGAACCUAUAAAUGAAUAAAAUUGUAGUUAAAGCUGCUGCUUUUUGUGUAGAAAUAUUGUUCACAAUUCUUUUUUUAAGCUAAGUAGCAUACAAGUAUGAAAGCUCUGUGCUUUGUGAUGAUGUCAAGUUGUAAAACUGUUUUUCGGAUGAUUUGCCUCAAGUCCAAAACGCUUUGAUAGUGUCGUGCACAUUUGAAAGUUUUGUGCUUUUCAUAAACCUGAAGUGUGAACUCGACCACCAUUCCAGAAGUCAAUCUAAAGGAAAACAAAUAUUAAUUUAUUAAUUUGCUCAAUAAAAGUUGCCACAGUAUUUGUUGUA